AUGGGCCAACCAAAGUACCGCCAGAUGACUGCACAGUUCCAACCAAAAGCUGGAAUCAAACCAGGACGAGAACCAAAAGAUGAUCCCCUUGUCCGUAAAUAUGGCUCUGGAGGCCGACAAGAGGUCAAUCUCGAGAAGGGUCUACUCACAUAUAUGUUGGAUAUUGAGUUCAGCACCGCAGACAAGGCUGUGGGGAAGUUGUGGAAAGUCCUUGAGAAGAUGAAGGUUUUCGACGAGUGGGAAGCUCACGCGGUUUUUGGUGUCAGGAUAAAAGACAACGGCGAGUGUGACUAUUUCACAGUUCCUGCGCCACCAGACACAAGCGCUUCCUAG
Fusarium oxysporum Fo47 is the source of this 333-nucleotide messenger RNA. RefSeq lists its product as uncharacterized. The coding region runs from base 1 to 333 and encodes 110 amino acids. Lineage: Eukaryota; Fungi; Ascomycota; Sordariomycetes; Hypocreales; Nectriaceae. The record is from RefSeq and is a predicted model, not a curated record. The transcript has a single exon.